AUGAAAAACGAAGUCGACCGUAUCGAAGAUUUAUUUGUUCAUUUAGAACGGAUCUUUUCCAUCGGAGGAAUAUGGCCGUUCAAACAAACAUACAUCCGUUUCGCGAUUUAUAUCUCGCAUUUCACUCUUUAUCUCAUUAUGGCGUAUGUCGAUUUUUACGAUGCUUUUGGUAAUUUGGAGCUGAUGGUGAUGAAUCUCGUGGAAACGAUAGCUUAUUCCAUGACGUUCUCAUUCUUGUGGCUGAUACGCUGCAGUAAUUUGCUAAAACUCGUAAUUCAUGUAAUAAAAAAGGAUAUGGUUGAACGCAAAUUCGAGAAUUUGGAAGAGGAAAGGAUUUACUAUAAUUACAAUUUUAUAUCCAAGAUAUUCUCCUAUGGCUCAAUUGUUGGCAUGUUCAUCACGGUCGUACUGUUGUAUCUUAGACCGCUUGUGUAUCUCUUGACUUUUAAUCAAGCGAUUUGCCUGAUGGUUAUCUUAGUAUUUCACAUUUGCGGCGAGUUGUCCAUUUUGGCAUAUCGCAUUAGACAUAUUAAAGAAUACUCGCAAACCAUGAUAGUAGACAGAAUUCGUAGCUUCGUUCGAAUGCAUCUCAAAAUAAUAUGGAUGGCGAAGUCCGUGGACAAUACUUUCAAUUUGAUUCUUUUGGAUGAACUCGUUGGCAACAGUGUUGUACUGGCUAUCUCAUUGUAUUAUGUCAUAAUGAACUUGGAUGUGUCAGAAAUAGCCACCUGCUGCACUUUUAUUUUUUUUGCUAUUAUUGCGCUUGUCAUGCUCUUCGGAUAUUGUUUGAUUGGUGACCAACUAACUCAACAGUGUAUAAGUGUGCAAGAUGCAUACUAUGAAUGCAAUUGGUACGAAAUGUCACUCAGUUGUAAGAAAUGUCUGCUAAUUUGCAUGAUUCGGGGCCAAGUUAUGCUGUAUUUA
This is a messenger RNA of Mycetomoellerius zeteki, 924 nucleotides long. RefSeq names its product odorant receptor 22c. Gene Ontology annotation, biological process: detection of chemical stimulus involved in sensory perception of smell; sensory perception of smell. Gene Ontology annotation, molecular function: odorant binding; olfactory receptor activity. The transcript is spliced from 6 exons. Lineage: Eukaryota; Metazoa; Arthropoda; Insecta; Hymenoptera; Formicidae. The record is from RefSeq and is a predicted model, not a curated record. Gene Ontology annotation, cellular component: plasma membrane. The annotation marks the transcript as partial.